This is a messenger RNA of Micropterus salmoides (largemouth bass), 1807 nucleotides long. RefSeq names its product T-cell immunoglobulin and mucin domain-containing protein 4-like. The transcript has 4 exons. Bases 396 to 914 code for a protein of 172 amino acids. The record is from RefSeq and is a predicted model, not a curated record. NCBI's taxonomy places the organism in Eukaryota, Metazoa, Chordata, Actinopteri, Centrarchiformes, Centrarchidae.
AGUAUAUGACAAUUACUCAGUCAUGUUGUGUCAUCUUCUGGCCCCUUUUACCUCCCUACACAGAAUAAAUGCAGUAUUGUGUGUUGUAUGUUACAUUUAUAUUUCACAUAGUCAAAUAUUUUUGCUUAUCUUCUUGAGCUGGUGAGAGCUGAUAUUUAUAUGGACAAUGAUGAACUCAUUUGUGGUUUACAACAGCAGAUAAGACAGCUCAUUUUAACAGUAAGCAUAUUAUGAGGAUUCAAGUCCAAACAUAGACAAGACUAGUAUUGAUUUCCUUCCUGAUUUUCAAAAAAGGGAAGUUAAACAUUCAGUGAAUGAUACUGUCCUGCAGUGUGUGUGGGGGGAGAAAUUCAUCUUAUCCUCAUUUCAGGACAGUUAUACAAUAGCCUACACACAUGCGUGGUCUUUGUUAUUUUUUCCUCUCAAUCCUGACCCAAGUGUCUUCCAGCACCUUGAAAGUCAUUGGGCACAAUGUCACUUUGCCCUGCAAGUAUGACACCCAAUCUCAGAGUGUCUUGAGUUUCUGUUGGGGACAAGAGACGGUGCCCAUGUCCAAAUGCUCCAACACCAUCCUCUCCUCCGAGGAUGGGGCUGUACAAUUCAGGCAGUCCCCCAGGUACCAGCUGCUGGGCAGGGGGACAGACGGAGACAUGUCCUUGACCAUCCUGAACGCUCAGUGGAGUGGUGCUGGUGUGUACGGCUGCAGGGUUGAGAUCCCUGGGUGGUUCAAUGACUAUAAGGUCAACACAUACCUUGUCAUGGAGGAAGCUCCCGUGGAACAACAUGUUACCGAUGCUUGGACACUUACUACUGGUGGGACACAAGAGAGAGGAUUUCUGCCGAGGAAGACACUUCAACAUCUCAACACCUCAGCUGCUGAGAACAUUUAUGAAAGCGUCCCGAUGCCUGAGUGAUGGUCAACGUUGCGAGAACAAAGGAGUUUGCAGAUUUCUAUAGGCAACUGCUUGCUGAACUUGUCAUGUGUUGACUCUAUUCACCUUUAGAACGCUUGUCUAUUGUUUAGUAGAAAAUGACCUAUGUCCCUAGUUAAUCAGAUUACAGCAUUGAAAAAAGUUUCAUACACCCUGCAGAUUAAUUGAUUGGCUUUUAUUUUCUCCCCGUCUGUUUUUCAUGGAAAAACUGAUGUCACAGACCUUAAAAGCUUGCGGAUGGUUCAGACUUGUGGACACAAUGCCACCUACUGGAUUUAAUACAUUAUUACUGGACUUCUAAUUCAAAGUAGAGAAUAGGUUUGGUUGGUUAACAGUUUGGCUGGGCAAGCUGAGAUAGAAAUGGAGGACAGUGUGGGAGAAAUGUCAAUUCAUACUGGGGUCAAGUCAAUUUUAUUUAUAUAGCACAAUAUGACAAAUCACAGUUUGCCUCAAGGGACUUUACCUGACUAUGUUUUGAAUAAAGUUGAAAGGUAACAUCUAAAUUGUUUACUGAAAAACUAUUCCCAGUAAGAAUAAAAUAAAAAGUAAAACAUGUAUGCAUUAUUUAUAUGAAUUUGUGCAACAAAGUAAGCAAAAAGAAAGAAAUCAGAUGUGAAGACAUUUUUUCUGAAUCAGUGAGAUAAAUGCUCUGAAUGAGGCUCUGACUUUGUGUUCACAGCAUAUUUCAUGGCUGAUAGCAGCAGAAAUGUGUCACUUUGCAUGAUUUAAAAUUGUUGCUGCUCUAUGGAGGUCUCUCAUUUGCAGGUGUAUAUUUUUUGUGAAUUGACGGCACACAUCUAAAAAAGAGUUGGUACUUUUGUAACAUUAUUCUGCAAUUUUCAGCAAAAUCUAAUAAAUGUAACUACCUCCUAUCA